AUGGACGGACCAAAUUCAUCACCUGGUGAUGGUUCGGCCGGUUGGAAUGGAGGUCAAAACGGUCCAAAUGGCCCAGGACAACCUACUGGUCUUGGAGGGGGACAAGGGUGGAACGGAGCAGCUCAUUCCGGUUUUCCAAAGGACGGCUCUAGCGCAUGGGCAGACUGGAGAAAUAGCACUGUCACGGCAUCGCCAACCCAGACCCCGGUGUCGUUGACGCCAACAUUGGAUCCAAGUGCUGAUCCAACCAUUGACGCCUCGACUACCUGCACCACCAUGUCCUCUUCCUCGACCACAUUGCAACCAAGUGAACCUGUUGCAGCUAUCUUGGUUGCUGAUCCCGCUAGCUCAACGACCUACACAGUCUCGACGACCGGGUCUUCUUCAGUUACGACGACAUCAUCAGAUCCUUCUGUUGGACUUCUCUUAUUUGCUGACGCAACUAACUUUACGAGCUCUACCACUUUCGCGAACGGCUCUUCCAUUUCGACGACCUUGCAGGCCGAUCCUUCUGUUGCAAUUCUCUUAGCUACUAAUGCCACCAGCUCGACGAGCUAUACUACCUCCACGAUCGGAUCUUCAUCCGCCUCCACGACGUUGCAAGCAGAUCCUGCUGCUGCAUAUGUCGUACUUCCGGACACCCCCAGUUCAACGAGCGCUACGGUCUCCACGACUGAGUCUUCCUCCUCGACGACAUCACAAGCAGAUCCUUCUGUUGCAGCAGUUAUUUUAGUUGCUGACGCCGCCACAUCAACGAGCUCUACAACCUCACAACAGGAUCCGUUUGACGAAAUUACUACCACAAGUGCUGCCAACCUUGAAUCGACACCGUCGCUGACUACCAGCUCUUCGACAUCGCAACCGAUUCAAGCAGAUGCAGAUAUCGACAUCAUUCCUGCGCCAACGACUUCAACAUCAACGAUCGUCCUACCUGCAGAUGUCAUUACUACCUCCGCGCAAACGACAUCAACGUCAACAAUCGUACUGUUCGCGGAUGAUGUGUUAGCAACCACGUCGGGCUCCACCACCACUGCAGCUUCAUCAACGACCGUGUUUCUGGAGGACCCAUUGUCUUCCACCACUGCAACUUCGUCGUCGACGAGUCUGAUCCUAGAUGACCCACUGUCUUCUACCACAUCAUCAACGACGUCAGCAUCCUCAACCACCUCUGCGGCAGUUACCCCAGACACACCCCCAAGCCGCGUAGCAGGUGAUGGUAGCUUCUUGGUUUCCCUGUCAUCUGGUGUGGGUUCGAAGCUCAGACGCCAAAGCACCGCGAGCUACCUGGGCUUCUCGGGGACUGUAGCCAUCGCUGUUACUGACAUCAACGAUGCCUGGGCCUUGGUUUUCAAUGACCUAACCCAAGUCCUUGGGUUCAGUGGACAGUCCGGCUACAUGGGUUUUGAUAGCGACACACUCACCGAACCUGUUCGCAAGACCAGUGAUGAUGGCACUUAUGCUCCGGCGUUCUAUGUUGGGUGGAACGUGGACGCCAUCACAGGUAUCCUUGACUUUGGAAGUUCGCAGUUCUGCAUCUCCACAAACGCAACGCUCUUCGCUUACUGGGAUCUCGUCAUCCCUGAUGACUGCACUCCCGUCACGCUGAUCGAUACAGACUUCACUGCUGUCGUAUCUUCAACAACCAGCACCGUGGCCAGCACGACAACCUCCAGCUCGGCGCCAACCUUGACAACUACCUCAAUCGCGCUUUUUGAAGAUGAGGCAUUUACCUCAACCUCCAGCACUUCAUCGGAUCCAGUAACCACCACAUCGUCGACCACAUCUGACCCUAGUUCAACUACUUCUGGUCCAGCCACGACCAUACUUUCGAUAGAACUUUUGGAUGCGGAUCUAUCUUCAACCUCGACACUCACGACCACGACUUCCAGCUCCUCGACCUCGGCGGACCCGGUGAUCUUGGCGGCUGAUGCUGUAACCACUUCCUUCUCUACUUCGGCUACCACUUCCUCUUCAUUCACAUCUACUACCUCGUCCAGCCUUGCCGAUCCCCUGGUCGACCUCCUCGCCAUUACGAUUAGUAGUUCGACAAUCUCGACCACGCAGACACUAACGACAACAUCAAGUCUCACCACGUCUACAUCUGUGGCCGACUUCUUGGACUUGGCUGCUGAUCCCAACUCCACAACAAGUACGCGAUCCACCUUGAGCACAACCACAGCUUUUGAUGCAGACCCUACUUACACGUCGUCUAGCAGCACAAGCUCCUCGUCGACCAGCCCUGCACUGGUAAUUGAGGAUAUUGCAGUCGCUGCCACUACCUCUUCUGCUGCCGCAACUUUUACGACCACUUCGUCAAAAUUCAAUGAUCCUGCAAGCUCUACCACCACGUCAUCAAGCAUUACCACUUCCAUAACAUCCGCGACCCUAUUGAUCCUCGAAGACGUGGCAGCGGCGACUACCACGACGCGAUCGACAAGCUCGACCCCCACGUCGUCAAGCUUUACCACUUCCAUAACGUCCGCGACCUUAUUGAUCCUCGAAGACGUGGCAGUUCCGACUACCACGACGCGAUCGACAAGCUCGACUGAUACCGCCAUUAUCACUUCAGCUGUUAAGCUCGAAGCACCAGCAGUUGUCACAACCACAACUUCGUCAAGCGUGGAUAAAGAUCCAACGACCACUAGUACUGCAUCCAGCUCUUCGAGCACUUCAGAUGAUCUCUUGGACGCGAUAGUGGACGAUCUGCUCAAUCUGCGAAGACGCAAAUUCAGCGGGAUGAACUACAGGGGUAAAAACUAA
This is a messenger RNA of Fonsecaea multimorphosa CBS 102226, 2760 nucleotides long. RefSeq lists its product as uncharacterized. NCBI's taxonomy places the organism in Eukaryota, Fungi, Ascomycota, Eurotiomycetes, Chaetothyriales, Herpotrichiellaceae. Bases 1 to 2760 code for a protein of 919 amino acids. The record is from RefSeq and is a predicted model, not a curated record. The transcript has a single exon.